AAAACUAACUAAUACAUAGCAUAAUCUUCAUGUUCAUCUACAGAUCUUCCCAAUUAUUAUCAGAUUGCUCCUUCUCCAAAUGAAUCUUCAUGAUAGGUGUUUUAGUGAAUACCUCAGUCUGCUCCUCUCUAUAAAAUAUAGUAGCUUGUCAGUACUAGUAGCUAGUAAAUUGUCCCUUUUGUAACUCAUAGAUUUUGGCCCACUAAAUUGGUUCGGUUGUAUAACAUUAUUCAUUCUCUGCAAUCGGGAACAAAGCUUUGUGUUUGAAUACUUCAUAGUCGUUUGACUCAACACAAACACUCGUAUGAUUGAUUGUUCUUUCAGUUCUUGUUGAAGAUUUCUUUCGUUGGCGCAGUAGAGGAUUUUUCUAACCUUUUUUAAAGCUUGAAAUAUUCUUGUUUGGUUCAUCUUCUCCAAAAUUAAGUAACUAAAAGCUGUAUCUAUCUAAAGUGUGGCACCAAGAGGUCGUGCAGUUGCUUCCUCUGACCCUUCUGCUAUACCUAAUCUUCUUCAAAUUCUUCGAUUCACUCUUCAUCCAUGAACUUGAACUAUCUUUCGAAAUUAAACUAAAGAGUAGACUAACUUCUAGUUGUAUAUAUAACUAGUCUAACUAGUCAAAAUAGUAUAAUAACUAGUUUUUAAUAGUAAAAGAAGUCGUACAACGCAACGAACUCCUAUAUGUUUGUCCUCAAAGAAAUGAGUAACCCAGCAACCGGGGACGACUUCUCUGAGGAGAAGCGGGAACUUGUCAGGUUCCUAGUCAGGAACAAAAGGGAUGUGCUUGCUGGCAGUACCCAGUUGAAAUCCAAACUUGUACCCAGACCAGACUCGAUAAGGAGUAGCUCGAGUGGGAGUGGCAAUGCAUUUCUUGGGAGUAACAGAACAAGCAGCAAAAGUAAUGGCUCUCCUCCUGCGGCCUAUGCUGGACCUGGACCUACAAUUAAGGCUCAACAUAUUUGUAUUUCAUUUCUACCAGGAGUCAUUUCUCCCUAUCUCCUUCUUAGGAUUCUUGGGAGAAAUGUUUGUCGUAGGCAAGAAGUUGAAGUGAGUUGAUGUUUUCAGCUCUUCUAAUACAGCUCCCACUUCUAGUAGCGGUACAAUAAACGCUGGUGGUGCUCGAGAAACACUGAAGAGCGAGGCCUUGCUUCAUAUGCCAGCAGCUACGUUAGAGGCGAUGUUGGAGCGUUUGGUGCCCUUAGAAGACCUCAAAUCGAUGGCGACGAUGAGAGACGCCCAAGCUUGCAGGGACUGGGAAUACAGGAAGCUAGCUAGUGAAGCGCUUGAGAGGGAGAGGAAUAAACCACCGAGGACUUCUAGUAAUCCCAAAGAGGGUGCUCGAGUCGCACCUGCUUCCUAUCGACUUAGCGGCUCAGGGAACAAUUCUCGAGCCUCUUCUGCCUCUGCUUUCUUGAAUAGUAGUGCUUUAGGUCCGCAAAGAGUGUUAGUAGCACCGUCAUCUGGCCCGACAGCUCAUCUUCGUAGAAAUUCGUCUUCUUCGAGUUCGGGAACAGUUUCAUUAAAAACCGGAACAGGAGCAGUCGUCGCUCGGAUUCCGCAGUUGAAUCCGAUCAAUGCUCCACCGAGUCGAAGGAGUAAUUCCAACUCGAGCAGGAGUAGUGCUGGUGCCGCGGGUCAAGAACAUAACGGACAAGAAGAGGUAGAGAAUACACCCAGAGCCUCCACGAUUGAACCGGCAGAGGAUGCGCGAACCAUCAGCGACUACGACCAAGACCCUGACAACAGUGUGGAUCAACUUGAUAGAACUAGUGGGGGAACUACAUCCCUUGACGCAACGGUAAGACAGAGUUCUUUGACCUCCACAGGAGGAAGGCCUCCUUUUAAUAGAAGCAGUGCCACAAGUCCAGGCUCCUCUAGUAGUAGUAGGAAUAGUGUUAGUGGUCGCGUUAGAGGAGGAAAUGCCUCGCAACCUGCAGUAAUCAGUUACAAACAGGAUGGUAGUGGUACGUACAAUCUCGUUGGGAGGAGAGGACCAAGUCCUGGUGGAGUUGCUCCGUACGCUGUGUUGAGCAGAAAAAGUGCACUUUCUGCAUCCUCCGAUAGAAAUUCUACGACAACGACCACUUCUCAACAAAUGUCAUUGUCAGGAUCAACCACGACCUCUAGUGCAGGUGGAACACAGGGCGCAGCGACAAUCACCACUCCCGUUGUGACACCGGGGGCAAGAGGUGGAAUGGCACCCCUUGGCAGAGGGGGCCUUGGAGGGGGUCUUCAGCCUCCAAAUACAGCAGUGACUAAAGCCAAAAGUAUAGAUAAUUCUCCUGGAGGCGGAGCGACGCCGUCUCUAGACAUAUGGCUUGGAAAUAAUACGACUCAAGGGGCCUUCGGUAUGAAUUCGAACCAAGGAGUUUUCGGCAAUCUUUUUGGGGAAGGCGCGCCAAGGCCACAGGAUGUGGAAGAAUUGUCACCGGCGAUACACCAAAAUUCUGCAAAGCACCGACAAGAACAUCAACUACAACAACGUCCAGAGGGCGAAGUUUCUUCACGCGGGCCAUCAGUUGUAGAAGGAGACUCAGGCGCACCUACUUCUAGCGUAUCGAAAGGAUCCAGAAGUGGUCCACACGACCCAGCCCAACAACAAGCUCGGCUGCAAUUGACUUCUAUCAACUUGUCUGAAGUGAAUCUCGAUAGCGCAACCUCCUUAACAGUCGGCGCAGCAGCUGCGACACUGAGAUUUUCACGUAUGCAGCGGACCAGCGAUCCGGAACUGAUCAGAAGACGGAAAUCCUUGUCCAAAUCGUUGCCCUGGAACACUACGAUCGAAAUCCAGAGGUAUAGGGACGCGCAGUCAGAGGCAGAGAGGGAGGAAUUGAUGGAAACAUUGAAGAAAGACGUCAAUGUGAGGGAUAUCGGGAAUUAUGGGUAUCCGAGAAACGCACCGCAUAAGAUGAAUCCCGCAUAUUGGCUGCCUAUGCUGGCGAAAUUCGGGACCAAUGCCAUGGGAAUGGCGGGACUUACGCUAGGUUUUGGUGUGGCAUCGUUUGGCCGGGCCACGGUGGGAACCAAACUACACGAGUCACCAGUGCUGGAGUCAAGUUUGAUAGCGCUACUGCGGUUGAAUGGACUUACUUGCACAGUGACGGUAUAGAAGAUUAUUUUGUGUAGUUAUUUGUUUGACGUUAUUCUUGUUCCUUUUACUUUUUCCUCGUUGUACAAUGUCAUUCCUCUUUUUAUGUAGGAAAAAUGCUUGCCUUACGUGUUAGAAAUAGAAGACGACUUCGAUCUGAACAUACUCAUCGAAAUAUAAAUGCAGAAAUACAACCAUUCUGCUCACAUACAUUCUGCUCGUUUCACAACAAUAAUUACAACAUCAGUAUCCGAAAGGCGAAAGCGCCGCAAGCCUCAACGAGAGUCCGUUUAUGGUUGCCAACCACACAACCUAUUUGGAUGGCGUCAUCAUCGCUACGGAGUUGAAUUAUCCGCAGAUUAUCUCCAUGGAGGCCGCCAAACAAGUCCCUAUGGUAGGGGAAUUCAUGAAAGACAUGGACACUAUUUGGCUUGACCGCAAUAAUAAGGACUCCAGGAAGAGCGUCUUUGAGGCUAUCACCAAACAUGGGAGAAAGUGGAGACGGGGUGAUCGCCCGUUGUUUGUCUUUCCGGAGGGGCAAACGUCAGCAGGGAGAACGAUAUUGCCUUUCCGACAAGGCGUGUUUACAUCGGGGCUACCGGUUAGGCCGGUGAUUUUGCUGUACACAGGUGAGUUCGACCUAGCGAUGCCGCAUUUUAUCAGGACCAAAUCUUCGGACGGGAACAUUGUUUUGAGACCCUUUUUUGACAGUGACUGGUUCGACCAGCUUCUUCGGGGCAUGGUGCACUCAGUGAUUGUCAAGGUGUGUCGCGUCUACUAUCCCUCUGAGGAAGAACGAGCGAACCCAGACCUGUACGCGGCAAACGUGCAUCGAUUCAUGAAGUACGAGUACGACAAACUCAAACUCUUGCACGACCAGCGCACUCUAAGAGUCGACUUGAGACAGAAGGGAACGGGACCAGGGUAUAGCGAAGAUAACAGAAUACCAGCGACGAAUAUGGAGGCGUCCGAAGCGAUCCCACCAGCUGGAGAUGUGGACAGAUUUCCCGUAUUCAUCUGACUUGUUUUUAUUUGUUGAAUCUUAUGGUGUUGUAUUAAGUACGGUAUCGCACUUUUUACGAGAAAAUUGCAUACUAUUGACCUUUUAAAAACUAUUUUAAUAGGCGUUAGCGUUUAAAAAUCAGAUGCAAGGAAUAAAAAUGAAUCGGUACUUAUCUGUUUAUGGGCCUGGAUUGAAAUGACUCUAGUAUUAUAAAGAUCCACUUUUCUUCUUCUUUUCUCUUUCUUGUGCUCUUCGAGCAUCCCAUUGUGGGUUUUCCUUCUUUUUCUUUGUUUGAUUUGAAAGUAUGCACUUGAAAACUUUCUUUGGGAAAUUUUCAAGUGCAGACAUUCGAUUUCAUCUCGGGUCUUUGCGACCCUUUUUCCCCUUUGUGAGUGCUAGCUUUUCGUUCGUCGUUUUAUGCGACCUUCGUCCUCUCCUUCGUGACCUGUUCCUGUCGUACCUACACCUACACAUUCAUAAACGGAACUACAUCAUAAACCCUACUACUCUUCUUGAUAUUAAAUAGAUGUGGAUCAUAAAGAACACUUUAUUCUCAACCUGAAAACAGAUGCGAAUAUCUGAAGACACGGGCGCUCCUGAGAUCGUGGUGCCGAAAAGCUGGCGAGGCCACAUGCCCUACAAUGGCGAACAGUUGGAGAAGCUAAGGCCCUGGGUCCUAGCCAAAAGCAGAGAAAUGGUGCAACGUGGCGAGCUCUUCAAGCGCCAGCACCAUCAAAUGAGUCUGCAACAGCAACAGGUUCCUCCACCUGGGGGCGGUAGUGGACCGACUCUUGUUGGAAGCACACCAGGUAGUCCAGCAGGUAGUCCGAAGCACAGUAGUCCAGGCACAGCAGGCAAAGCUAGUAGUCCAUCCUUCCAACCGCAGCAACGGUCCAAUGUGUUACGGUCUUUGGAGAAGACAAGGACCAGUCUUGGAGAACGGCCGUCCGGAUCUAGAAAUAGUGCGCCUGAUGACGCAGAAUCUUCUCCCACGUCGUCUGUGUAUUCUUCACGACCGAGGUCAUCUGCGAGUGCUGGAGACCUAGUGUAUAAGAGGCGAGCCACGGACUCACAAGCGGUUAUGCGACCACGUGGAAGUAGUUCACAGCAGAAGUAUAAUCAUAGUGGUGAUACUAUAAUUAAAGAAUAUAAUGUUGGGGCAAGUGGCUCAACGCGGCCUCGUCCUCAGCACAGCAAGCCCCAGUUUAGUAGUGCGCCUUCAGUGGAAGAGUUCUUGGAUGACCAGACGUCGUUGUCGGAGGUGGAAGACGAUGAUGAACAAGUGCUGGAACAGCACUUAGGAGCUGUUGCGCGCGCCAAAGCGAACCCUCAAUUGAACCAACAGGCUGCAGCGCAGUAGAAGAAGGCUAUGACUCGUUCAGAGUUCUUGGGGUCGUUUUCGGGCUCCUGCCUAUCAUGACUUAUACUACAAUGAACACGUCGUUCACGUGACACUGACAUCUAUCUUUGUUAUGAUCCCCUGUAUUCACAGUUGUUAGUUCUAUGUAUUUGCUUCAGUGUCACGAUCCUUCUCAGAUCAAUGAAACUAAACUUCUUGGAACAAAUCUAUGGAAAUCCUAGGCAGGAGCAUCGAUCAUUAUGCUGCCAAAUGGUAUAGAUUUUUCAGCUCUUAUUUAGAUACACGAUUUUAUCUAUCAGGAUACUGACACACGACUUAGGUUAUAUUUUUCGACUUUGAACAUUCAUCUUCAUGAAUUUCUGAUGGUUCUCAACAUCAACGACUACAUGCGAGUUAUUAUUUCUUUGCAUCAUUAUCUACACCAUUAACAUAGUUGAACACCUUUCUUCUAAAAAGCACAUCGAUUGAACAUCUUAGCUAAUGCAUAGCGCGAACAUCGUCUAAAGAUCAAGAUAUUUCUAAGUGAAUAAAUUGUACAGAUUUAGGGUGAACAUACCAGUGGUUCUGACUAAAUGAAAACAAAAAUUAGCAGCUAUUCCUCAAUCCGCCUGGCGAACAUCAACCGAGUUGUUGACGGAAAAUGCACAGAAGUAUUCGAGAUAACGACACCCACCGCGCCGAGCCCAGGGAGACGACAGAACGUUCAGCAGAGACGAUGUUCUUCCCUCAACAGCAUGAUCUAGCACAUGUUGUCCUUAGCAAGUGUCCCCAAUUCUACUCUGGACUUGUCGUCAAAAUGGAUCCUGGAGCGACGAGGGCAUUGACAAUUGACAAAUAUUAGAAUGCAAGUAGACGA
This is a messenger RNA of Amoebophrya sp. A25, 6304 nucleotides long. NCBI's taxonomy places the organism in Eukaryota, Dinophyceae, Syndiniales, Amoebophryaceae. The record is from the annotation of a GenBank genome assembly.